This is a messenger RNA of Mugil cephalus (flathead mullet), 1443 nucleotides long. RefSeq names its product carboxypeptidase A4 (gene cpa4). The coding region runs from base 81 to 1340 and encodes 419 amino acids. Gene Ontology annotation, molecular function: metallocarboxypeptidase activity; zinc ion binding. The transcript has 11 exons. Gene Ontology annotation, biological process: proteolysis. The record is from RefSeq and is a predicted model, not a curated record. Lineage: Eukaryota; Metazoa; Chordata; Actinopteri; Mugiliformes; Mugilidae.
ACAGCCCAUCUGACUCCUGAUGGUAUUAAGAGGCUAGAAAAGCCAGCGUUUGACACACUUGUGCCACUUGUACUGGAACGAUGAGAGGCCUGUGGUUGCUUUUGGUGCUUGUGGCUGCGGCCAAAGCAGAGAGGGUCUUCAUUGGAGAUCAGGUCAUCAGGGUCAAUGUGCAGUCGGAGGAACAGGUCCAGCUCUUGAAGGCUCUGGAGACGCGAGAGGAGUGGGAGCUGGACUUCUGGCUCCACCCAGUCUCAGCUGAGCUUCCUGUCGAAAUCCGAGUGCCCCGCUCCAGUCUGAGCGCUGUGAAGGAGUACUUCCGUGUCCACGACAUCCCCUUCUCCGUCAUGAUUGACAACCUCCAGGAGCUUCUUGAUGAGGAGAAAGCCGAGAUGGAGAAGAACCAGAUGAGGGAACGCGGCAGCAAGAGCUUCAACUUUGCAGCCUAUCAUACUCUGGAUACGAUCUACAGCUGGAUGGACACUCUGGUGGCUCAGUACCCUAAUCUGGUCAGCAAGCAGGAAAUCGGGAAGUCCUAUGAGAACAGGCCCAUGUAUGUCCUCAAGUUCAGCACUGGCGGUGUGAAGCGUCCCGCUAUCUGGAUCGACACUGGUAUCCACUCCAGAGAAUGGGUGUCUCCGGCUACAGGAGUGUGGACAGCCAACAAGAUUGCCACUGACUACGGUACCGACGCGUCCCUGACCUCCCUUCUGAACACCAUGGACAUUUACAUGCUGAUCCUGGCCAACCCUGACGGCUACGUUUUCACCCACACCAACGAUCGUAUGUGGCGUAAGACCCGCUCCCAAAACCCAGGCUAUCUGUGCCGUGGAGUCGAUCCCAACAGGAACUGGAAUGCAGGCUUUGGUGGCCCCGGCGCCAGUUCAUACCCCUGCUCCGAUUCUUACCACGGCCCGUCUGCUCACUCUGAGAUCGAGGUGGCCAACGUGGUCAACCUGAUCACGAGCCACGGCAACUUCAAGUCCUUCAUCUCCGUCCACGCCUACUCCCAGCUGCUCAUGUACCCCUACGGCUAUACCUGCGGCAGUGCGCCCGACCAGGUUGAGCUGGACUCUGUUGGUAAAGCAGCAGUGCAGAAACUCACGUCCCUCUAUGGCACCAAGUACCAGGUUGGAAACAUCUGUAACAUCAUCUAUCAAGCCAGCGGCGGUAGCAUCGACUGGUCCUACGAUCAGGGAAUCAAAUACUCCUUUGCCUUUGAGCUGAGGGACACUGGUCGUUAUGGUUUCAUCCUGCCAUCCGAACAGAUUAUCCCCACUGCAUCAGAGACUUGGCUGGCUCUGAAGCACAUCAUGGAGCACGUCCGUGACCAUCCUUAUUGAGGGUUUUUGUAGAUGGAUGAUCAUAUUUUAAAUCCACAGACUCAGAUUUUUGCUGCUUUCUUGUAGUGGCUUUAUUCUGUGACCAAUAAAAACGUUUCAUCAA